Messenger RNA from Erpetoichthys calabaricus (reedfish), 3048 nucleotides. Its product is annotated as gastrula zinc finger protein XlCGF57.1-like. Gene Ontology annotation, cellular component: nucleus. Gene Ontology annotation, molecular function: DNA-binding transcription factor activity, RNA polymerase II-specific; RNA polymerase II cis-regulatory region sequence-specific DNA binding. The transcript has 2 exons. The record is from RefSeq and is a predicted model, not a curated record. Gene Ontology annotation, biological process: regulation of transcription by RNA polymerase II. Bases 206 to 2107 code for a protein of 633 amino acids. NCBI's taxonomy places the organism in Eukaryota, Metazoa, Chordata, Cladistia, Polypteriformes, Polypteridae.
GUUCUUUGUUUGGCCACUCCCUGUAGACCCUAUCAGGAGCUCAUGUUUUCAGACAGCCAAGAUUGAAUAGUGAACCACAACUGAGUAGGUGGCAUGCAAAGAAAUUGAAGUAUUUUUGAAUUCUAAAUGGUGCCGUUCUGAUGUCAUUAAAUUCUGUUUUUUCAGCAUCAAGGAAGAAGCAGUUGCUAUUUAUUGUAUUGCCAAGAUGGAUGUCAAAGAGGAGACGUGUGAAGUUGACAUAAGUAUCACAGGCCUAACAACUGUGAGUGUUAAGGAAGAGGACUGUGAAGGGGAGCCUGUCCACCCUAACAAGGACAGUCUCUGCAUUAAGGACGAAGAUUGUGAAGUGGGGUCAGUGGGCAUUAAAGAAGAGGCAGAGGAGAUGUCUGUCAGCCUUAAAGCACACAAACAUGAAAGCGUGAAGCCUGUCGAUGUCAAGUUGAAGUUUGAAUCAUUAGAGUCUGACACAAAGAGGACCAAGGAAAUUUCAUCUGCUAGGACUGAGGAAGAUCAAGCAUCACCUACACAUCAGUCUGAAGAAAAUUUAAAAGAUAUUGGCGUCAUCUCCUCUUCAUUUUCUUGGACAUCUCUGCAGUGUACAACAAAAGAAACACAGCACAAUGAAAGUAUGAAGAAAAUGAUCCACAAAUCAAAGAUGUUGACCCCGUCCACUCUCCAGUGCAGUUCACCACCGGUUUUGGAACUAAUAAGGACAGAUAAAGCAAGCAGUCAACAACAGAAGAACAAUUCAAACUCUUCUACUUUGUCUGUUUUUCAAAAUCAGAAAUGCAAACAUAAAUGUAAAAACAAUGAUAAACAGGACAGUCAUGUAAGAAAGAAGACAUAUUGCUGUUCUGCGUGUGGCAAAGAAUUCUUGUAUAGUAGCCAGCUUAAGACUCACACAAGAUUUCACACUGGAGAGAAGCCAUAUUGCUGUUCUGAAUGUGGAAAGAAAUUCGCCACCAACUGUGCACUUAACCGGCACACAAGAACUCACACUGGAGAGAAGCCAUAUUGCUGUUCUGAAUGUGGAAAGGAAUUUGCCACUAGAGAAACUCUUAAGUACCACACAAGAAUUCACACUGGAGAGAAGCCAUAUUGCUGUUCUGAAUGUGGAAAAGAAUUCUUACAAAUUAGCCACCUCCACACACACACAAGGAUUCACACUGGAGAGAAGCCAUAUUCCUGUUCUGAAUGUGGAAAGAAAUUUAGCACUAAUGAUUCGCUUAAGUACCACAAAAGAAUUCACACUGGAGAGAAACCAUAUCACUGUUUAGAAUGUGGAAAAGAAUUCACCGCCAAUGGUUCCCUUAAGAAGCAUAUGAGACUUCACACUGGAGAAAAACCAUUCUGCUGUUCUGAGUGUGGUAAACAAUUUGUGAACCGAAGUAAUUUUCAGCUACAUAAAAGAAUUCACACUGGUCAGAAAGCAUACCGCUGUUCAGAAUGUGGAAAAGAGUUUGCCACCAGUGCUGCUCUUAAGUACCACACCAGUAUUCACACUGGAGAGAAGCCAUAUUGCUGUUCUGAAUGUGGAAAAGAAUUCACCGCCAGAGGUUCUCUUAAGCAGCAUAUAAGAAUUCACACUGGAGAAAAACCAUUCUGCUGUUCUGAGUGUGGUAAACACUUUGUUAGCCGUAGCAAUUUUCAGUUACACAAAAGAAUUCACACGGGAGAGAAGCCAUAUUGCUGUUCCGAAUGUGGAAAAGAAUUCGCCACCAGUGGUUCUCUUAAGUACCACACACGGAUUCACACUGGGGAGAAACCAUAUUGCUGUUCUGAAUGUGGAAAACAAUUCACCAGCAGUGGUACUCUUAAGCGGCACACAAGAACUCAUACUGGAGAGAAGCCGUAUUGCUGUCCUGAAUGUGGCAAAGAGUUUGCCGCCAGUGGUACUCUUAAGCGGCAUACAAGAAUUCACACUGGACACAAGCCAUAUUGCUGUUCGGAAUGUGGAAAACAAUUUUUACAGAUUUCCCAUCUUCAAACACACUCAAAAAUACACACUGGAGAAAAGCCAUAUUCCUGUUCUGAAUGCGGAAAAGAAUUCUCACGAACUGACCAUCUUCGUAAACACACACAAAUACACACUGGAGAGAAGUCCUGAUCCAUGAAACUAAUUAAAAGAAACUUCCAGGCCCAUGCUGACAGCCUACAAAUUAUGGUGAACACAAAGAAGCUGUAAAAAAUAUACUGUAUACCAAAAUGAAUACCAUCAAGCAACUGGCAAUCCUCGUCUGAUCCAACUGCUUGAGAAUAAUCAAUUAGUUCAGUUAUUUUCAUAGACAGUGUGUGUGUGUGAAUUGGUGUACAAAGCUGUUGGGACUUGAAUAGACAUCUGACUCAGAAGGUGGCACGGGUUUGAUAGAAACUGGUCCUGAUCAACAAUUGUUGCAUUGCAGACCAUCCUCCUAAAUUCACACGAGUACUCCAGUGUGUCUAGUCACCCCCCCUGCUAAAGUUUGGACAAAUUUCACACGAAUAGUAAAAAGGUUUAUUCUUAUAGUAUUUUUAGUUUAUUUAAUGGACAACAAAAUUUUUGAAAACAAUUGACUGAUUUUGUCCUUCAGCUUCAUAUGGACAAUUUGCUUUCAUAUUGAUAGAUGAGAAGAGGUAAACUGGAAAUAAUGGAUGAACUUAUGCUGCAGACAAAUGAUUUAAUAGUCAUGUGUAGAAUCUAUGAACCACUCAUGCAGGGUAUCAUCAGGGUACAAGAUACUGUAUCUGAGGGUUUAUGCACUGGAAGGCACCACAAAGUCUCCAAACUCCUAUGGAAACCUUCCAGAAAUUACAACCUACUCGCUGCUAGAGAGACAUUAGAACCACCUGCCAUAAGGAAUAAUGGUGAGUGAAGAGGCCCUGAUCGUUUGAAAGGAACACUUCAUAUGUGGUGUAAUGUCUAAAAUAUGGAUUUGUAUUGCAAACAUUUUGCCGGGAUUCGGUAUGGGUAAAAUUAAGUACGUUCUGUUGAUCAGAACAUUUUGAACCAAAGGGUCAUAAAUGAAAGUUGCAAAAUUACACGUUCAAUUUCUGAUUGGUGUCCAGCAG